Messenger RNA from Elgaria multicarinata webbii, 1111 nucleotides. RefSeq names its product cyclin dependent kinase 5 (gene CDK5). Gene Ontology annotation, cellular component: cytoplasm; nucleus. The record is from RefSeq and is a predicted model, not a curated record. Gene Ontology annotation, biological process: protein phosphorylation; axonogenesis; synaptic vesicle transport. The transcript is spliced from 12 exons. The coding region runs from base 117 to 995 and encodes 292 amino acids. Gene Ontology annotation, molecular function: cyclin-dependent protein serine/threonine kinase activity; ATP binding. Lineage: Eukaryota; Metazoa; Chordata; Lepidosauria; Squamata; Anguidae.
GUGCAGCGAGCGAGGCAUGCCGGGAGUUGCAGUCCCAGCCCGGGGAGGAAGGGCCGGCUCGGGCUGGAGUCCCGGAGCUCCAGCGGCGGCGGCGGCGGCGGCGGCCGGAGCGAACCAUGCAGAAAUACGAGAAGCUGGAGAAGAUCGGAGAGGGCACCUAUGGGACUGUUUUCAAGGCCAAGAACCGGGAGACCCACGAGAUUGUGGCGCUGAAGAGGGUGCGGCUGGACGAUGAUGACGAGGGAGUCCCCAGCUCCGCCCUGCGGGAGAUCUGCCUGCUUAAGGAACUGAAGCAUAAGAACAUCGUCAGGUUGCAUGACGUCCUGCACAGUGACAAGAAGCUCACACUGGUCUUUGAAUUCUGUGACCAGGAUCUGAAGAAAUACUUUGACAGCUGCAAUGGGGAUCUGGACCCUGAAAUUGUAAAGUCUUUCAUGUAUCAGCUGCUGAAGGGUUUGGGGUUCUGCCACAGCCGAAACGUCCUGCACCGAGAUCUGAAGCCCCAGAACCUGCUGAUCAAUCGGAAUGGGGAGCUGAAGUUGGCGGACUUUGGGCUGGCCCGGGCCUUUGGCAUCCCCGUGCGCUGCUAUUCGGCCGAGGUGGUGACGCUGUGGUACCGCCCACCGGACGUGCUCUUUGGGGCCAAGCUCUACUCCACCUCCAUCGACAUGUGGUCGGCCGGCUGCAUCUUUGCAGAGCUGGCCAAUGCUGGACGGCCGCUCUUUCCGGGCAACGAUGUGGAUGACCAACUGAAGCGGAUCUUCCGGCUCUUGGGGACCCCAACGGAGGAGCAGUGGCCGGGGAUGACCAAACUCCCGGAUUACAAGCCGUAUCCGAUGUACCCGGCUACAACUUCACUGGUCAACGUGGUGCCGAAACUCAACACGACCGGCCGUGACCUGCUUCAGAACCUGUUGAAGUGCAACCCGGUGCAUCGGAUCUCGGCGGAGGACGCCCUGCAGCACCCCUACUUCACAGAUUUCUGCCCCCCUUAGGGGGCCACCUGGCGUGGCACGUGGCCCCCUCCGCAUACAAGCCACGUUGUACAAUAGCUUGCAGAAGGCGCUGCGACUCUCCUGGGACCAGUGGGGAGGCAGCGUGUGUUGUGGGA